Messenger RNA from Vigna umbellata (rice bean), 1010 nucleotides. Lineage: Eukaryota; Viridiplantae; Streptophyta; Magnoliopsida; Fabales; Fabaceae. The record is from RefSeq and is a predicted model, not a curated record.
UCUCUCUACAACAUGGAUUCCAAAUGUUUGUUAGUCAUGCUGUUGUGGUGUGUUCUGCUACAGCUGAAGCCCACCGUGGAGGCGCAGAAGCUCGAGCUCAUAUACCACAACGGAACUCUCCUCAAGGGUAGUUUCACCGUUAAUAUUUUAUGGUACGGGAAUUUCACCCAUAUCCAACGCUCCAUAAUUGUUGACUUCGUUAAUUCCUUGAACUCCGCCACAUGGUCCCAAGCACCCUCCGUUAAAUCUUGGUGGAAGACGACGGAGGAGUACAAGGGCGGCUCCACAACGCUGUCCGUAGGUAAGCAAAUCAUGGAGCCAUACUCUCUCGGGAAGCACAUCAACGAAAAACAACUAUACGGCCUCGCAUCACGCUUCAAGGACGUCCGAGCAAUCAACCUUGUUCUCACCGCAUAAGACGUCGCGGUGGACAGCUUCUGCAGUGGCCGCUGUGGAACCCACAACUCCAUUGACGGGAAAAUCCCCUACGUAUGGGUCGGCAACUCCGAGACCCAGUGUCCGGGCCAAUGCGCCUGGCCCUUCCACAAGCCCAUUUUCGGACCACAGACGCCGCCGUUAGUUGCACCUAACGGUGACGUGGGCGUCGACGGCAUGAUCAUAAACAUUGCAACUCUGUUGGCUGGAACCGUGACCAACCCCUUUAACGGUGGAUAUUAUCAGGGUCCCCCGACGUUGCCGUUGGAAGCCGUUUCGGCUUGCGUGGGGAUUUUCGGGAGAGGGGCGUUUCCGGGUUACCCGGGCAAGGUUCUGGUGGACCGGGCGACGGGAGCGAGCUAUAAUGCGCAGGGCCGUAACGACAGGAAGUUUCUCUUGCCGGCGAUGUGGGACCCAGCGACCUUCCAAUGCAAGCCUUUGGUCUGAACGAAGACUUGAGUCAACGAAUCUUAAGCUGGUGUUUUGGUGUUAAGUGUUUCGUGUAAAUUCCUUUCUGCAUGGUCAAUCAUUGAAAUACGUGAAACAAUCAGAUAAAGGAAAAACAUUUUUAUUUA